CCGAACUGUAAACACUCCCGCUAGAGCAUAAUGACGCAUAACAGCUGAUCGCUGCUUUGUUAUUGUUUGUAUUAUAAAUUGUAUUUUCAUUAUUUGGACUUGUUUUUCCACUAAAAAAACCCUCUUUGGAGCAUACAACUCAUAACCAGGUAAAAGCCCCAUUAGAAAACACACAAAAUCCUGAUGCAAUAUGAACCCAGAAAUGCGAAGAAACUUAAUCGAAGUGUGUUCAACUUUGGCCGAGCAGGAAAAUCUAAAAGUUACGAUAACGAGUUCAGCUAAGGGGGCCUUGUAUGUUGGAGCUGCUACAUUUAUCGGGGGCGUACUCGGUGGGCCUCUAGGGAUGGCCGCAGGUGGAGUCCUAUCAUCUUUAAGUGUAGCGUUUUCCUCCCAAGGCAAAUUUAAAUCUGUAGUACAAAUAAUAGCGGAAAUGAGCGAGGAGCAACAAGUACGGUUAGCCACCUCCGUGCAAAAUGCCAUAAAAAGUGUCCGGCCUGAAGAGCUUGUCGGGUUACUCUCUUUGGUGAUGACCAAUGCAACUCUUAAGGAGGCUAUUUUAUUGGAAAUUGGCUCUUUUUUGAAAAGGGAGUUGGAGAUGCAGAUGAUUAGAUAAGAAGUUAUCAUUGAGUAUUUAGUGUUGUAAUUUUUAGCUUGUGAUUUAGAUCAUAUUUUAUACUGUGGACUUUAUAAGUGCUGUAAUUUGAGGCGUUAAGAGCAAAGGUGGCUUAAGCCCAAAAUAUCUAUUAUGGACAAACAAGCAAAAUAAAAUUAUGAAAAUGAAUCUCGCAGUUAUAAGAAGCGAUUUUAACAGUUUGUUAAUUUAUUCGAAUUCAGGUAAACGUUAAGAUAUUUUUGAUACUUUUUAAACGGUUUUUUCUGAAAAAUGAUAUUUUGAAUGUUUGAAGCUCUUUUUUUACUGACUUCGAAAUAAAAAGAUAUUUUUAAGCAAAAUAAUUUAUUUUUGGAUAAAUGACAAACCAUGUUUGAACAAAACCUAAUUUGAAGUGUUUUUACUCAUUUUCUUCCACCCUGUGAUCUUCAAAAACAACCGGGGCUUCUUCCACAUAUGCAUUGUGGACCAGUUGGCGAUAAAAUUAUGGUUUACUGGUGGAAUAUAGUCAAGCAGAGAUAAAAAAUCUUGGUAUUUCUUUUUCUUGUAUGGGCUUGGGUCGGUUGAAUAGAGGAACUAGUUCGGCUAUUUCUUAGAAAAUUUGUUCAAAAAGUCAAGUUUGUGGUCCCUCGAUAAGGCAAUGUAAGUACAAAGGGCAACCAUUUUAAAAUAUCUAAUCUGACCACCGCACUGAUCCCUAUACAUGAUUAACUAGUAGUGUGCAAUACAAGAACCAAAUUCUUCGGGACCUCGGGAUCCGAUACUCUCAUCCCAUGUGUACCUUGCCAGUUUGAAGAUCAUGAAUCCCGAAAAAAAAGGUCCAGAGUUGUCUUUUGUAAUAAGCAACUUCUGUGGAAAUUAUGGGUGUUGCUAAUAUUUUUAUUAAGUCAAAUGAAAUUACUGUGAGAUCAUCAUUCAAUUUUACAGCUUUACAGCUUUGGUAUCGGUUCUCAUGCCUUGUCGAGCAGGUUCUGCUUUUUCCCUGGUGCAGCUCUUGUUCCACUUUAAUUGCUUCACAUCUGUCAUGCCUGUCUUGAUUUUAAUAUUGAAUGCAUGAUAUUUGCGACAACUAUCGGAUAGAGGAGCGUGGAACAUCAAACUGAAGUCGUUUUUAAAUAUUUGACGAAAAACAAACAUUGACACGGACUGCUGAGUUUCAUUCUUAUACAAAUUGUACAUCUUGAUUAGAUCUAGUUCUGGAGAAAGAUACUUGACAUUGUAUUUUUUUUUUAAAGAAUAAUGGGACUCAUAGCAAUCAUAUGGCCGGUAGUUUAUUAAUAAAACUUUUCACAGCAGUAACUUUUUCCCAUGAAGUUUUAUUAACCGAUAUUGAUUUUCCACGUUUAUCAUUCUGCGGUGUUACUGUAGUGCUUUUCGUUGUUAGCACCCUAGUUAUGCGGCCAUCUAAAACUUCCAAUGAUUGUUUUAAAAAAAUAACACCGCGCGGUAUUCUUUUGGUUUCCUAUUUUCUGUGGUAUAGGUACGUUCUUUGUUCUUUGACAAGUCCAAAAUAUAAACACUUUGUAAAGUGUGAAAUCCCUAAACUAUAAAAGUUUUUGAAUAGAACCUCUCGCCAUCUUUGCAAGAAUUUUUCGUGACACUUCUCUGAACAAGAGCAUUCUUUGGCUUCAAAUAUCUUACCAGGAACCACUUAAUGUUUAAUGUUAUCACUGGCUCGCUGAAAGUGCUUUCUCUGUCCGCAAUAUAAACAAAAAAAUCAAACAAAAUUAAAAACUAGGAAAAGCAAACUAACUAGAGAGAUCACUAACUUCACUAUAGUUAUCAGAAGGUCCAACUCAGAACCUGAGUCUAGGAAAGGUUCUUCCAUAACUGUAAUAAAAAAUGUCAAGUGCAAAAGUGGCCCAAGCCGAGAACAUAGAACAUAACCUCAACAUACAGCCUUUUAUCUGAUAAGAACACUGUUCCUAUUUUAAAAACAAGAAAACAUGAGUUACUUACCAGAACUCCUACUUUCGUCACUAGCAAACAUAUUAUUUCUUUGCAUUGUUUCAAAAUAAACUUCAGUUUAAUAGAGUAAAGAUACACUAUUAGAAGCACAACAAAGGCACGUGGUCAAAUAUUCGUGUCACUGAUAUCUUGUGGUGAAUGUUAGAAAUAGGCUUUGGCCGGUGUUGCACGAUAAAAAAUUGACUUUCGUAGGCCACUUUUGCUCUAAAUGCCUCAUUUGUCUCUUAUAAAACAUAGUCUUUUUAGAAGUAAAUUUGGAAAGUUUAAAAACGAUUUUCUGCUAGUUUAGCGAUAUUAAAUGAAACAUUUUUCUCAAAAAAAAUUUAAAAUUUGUUUUUAUUAUUUUAAGUUAUACACUGUUAAUAUUUUAAGCACUUUUAAAUAAAAGUUAUUUGUUUGUA
This is a messenger RNA of Anthonomus grandis grandis, 2979 nucleotides long. Its product is annotated as protein C19orf12 homolog. Lineage: Eukaryota; Metazoa; Arthropoda; Insecta; Coleoptera; Curculionidae. The transcript is spliced from 3 exons. Bases 191 to 613 code for a protein of 140 amino acids. The record is from RefSeq and is a predicted model, not a curated record.